UGGCAGUCGAGGCGGAGAUCGCGGACCGACUUGCCGCCCUGGUCGGCAAUGGCCGAACAGCGUCGACGACGCUUUCUCUUCCUCCACCAUCGCUUCCAUGGCCAUCUAAGGGUGCAAAGGGUGAGGGAGAGGCUCAAUAUACACCACGAGACGCCCGGAAUCUCCCCCAGACAAAGCGCGAUUGCGCGGCGUGAAAGCGCGUCCGCGGUAAUUUUAUCAUCAAAAUCUACGCCAUACUCUCGACCACCAUGCGCCGACCUCGAUUAAUCUGAGACUUUCUGCCCAUCGCAUGGUGCGCUCCUCUCAAGCCCUCUCGGCGUCAGUCAAUCCGCAAGGCCCCUAAUUCGUGGCCCCCCUCGCACAAGCGAACGCC
Messenger RNA from Schizophyllum commune H4-8, 373 nucleotides. RefSeq lists its product as uncharacterized. The coding region runs from base 49 to 267 and encodes 72 amino acids. The transcript has a single exon. NCBI's taxonomy places the organism in Eukaryota, Fungi, Basidiomycota, Agaricomycetes, Agaricales, Schizophyllaceae. The record is from RefSeq and is a predicted model, not a curated record.